AUGGGUGCUCUCUGCUGUCGACCUCAGCCCAUAGAUUUUGAUGGGGAGGUCAACCUCUUUCAUUUCAUUCUUCUACGCUGCGUUGGGAAAGGUGCAUUUGGCAAGGUCCGUGUCGUACAGCACAAGCAGACGCGGGACCUCUAUGCGCUCAAGUAUAUCAAUAAGGCGAAAUGUGUCAAGAUGAAAGCUGUUGCAAACAUUAUCCAGGAAAGGCGAUUAUUAGAGGAGAUUGAUCACCCCUUUGUCGUGAACCUACGCUACGCCUUUCAAGAUGACGAGAAUUGUUUUUUCGUGUUAGAUCUCAUGCUUGGCGGAGAUUUGAGGUUCCAUCUAGACCGAUCGGGCUCGCUUUCUGAGGAUACAGUGCGAUUUUAUGUUGCCGAACUGUCCUCUGCUUUGGCAUAUCUUCAUGACCAUCGUAUAAUCCACAGGGAUCUCAAGCCAGAUAAUAUUUUACUGGAUGAACAGGGGCACGCUCAUCUCACAGAUUUCAAUAUUGCCGUGCAUUAUCAAGAGCGAAGGCUGCUCACGGGAGUGGCAGGUUCCAUGGCAUAUAUGGCACCCGAAAUCCUUGCGAAGCGCGGGUAUACCUACACGAUUGAUUGGUGGUCUCUAGGCGUGUGUGCAUACGAGCUCAUUUUUGGUCGACGACCGUUCAGAGGCAAGACGAAUGGCGACCUCACCCAUAGCAUUGCAAAGGACCAGUUACGGUUUCCGGAAGAUGCAGAAAGCAAAUGCAGUAAGGCGGGCAUGCAGGCCCUGAAGAUGUUCCUCGAACGAGAUCCAGCAAAACGGAUGGGCUGGAAGACAAAUGAGGGCAUGGAGGCUCUUCGCAGGCAUCCUUGGUUCCAGUCCAUUGAUUGGGAGACGUUAGAGGAGAAGACACAAAUUUCGCCGUUUAUACCAGAUUCUAAGAAGGCCAACUUUGAUGCCUCCCAUGAGUUGGAAGAGCUGCUCCUCGAAGAUAACCCACUCAAAGCGAGGCAACGAAAGGUGCAAGAUAUCAAUAACUUGAGUGCCGAAAUGCGGCAGAUGGAAGAGCAGUUCACCUCCUACGACUUCAAAAAGAUGCAACGUCGGUCCUAUUACCCUCAAAACCAGCAGAUCAUUUCCACUGUCACUGCGUCUUCUUCCGGACCCGCAUACUCUCGACCUGUCACCCCUAUGACCAUUGGCCCCGAUGGUUUACACGAGGAAUAUGCUUUGAAGCAAAACGUGCUUCGAUCGUCUGACGAGGACUUCCCAGACAUUCCUCUUACGCCUGUCUCGCCCUCGCAGAUGAGUCAACACAUGAACCAUCUUGCUUCUGAGAAGGAUCUAUGA
This is a messenger RNA of Fibroporia radiculosa, 1323 nucleotides long. RefSeq lists its product as uncharacterized. The record is from RefSeq and is a predicted model, not a curated record. Lineage: Eukaryota; Fungi; Basidiomycota; Agaricomycetes; Polyporales; Fibroporiaceae. Bases 1 to 1323 code for a protein of 440 amino acids. The transcript has 9 exons. Gene Ontology annotation, molecular function: ATP binding; protein serine/threonine kinase activity. Gene Ontology annotation, biological process: intracellular signal transduction; peptidyl-serine phosphorylation.